UUCCGUUGUAUAUGGUUGUAUCAUAGCAACCAACUGAGGGCGCGUGUGGUUUCCAUGGACACCGUUGAUACCAAACUGUCGGUAGAAGUUUAGAAAUAGAGAAGAAACUUGAAAUACACGUUUCAGAAUAUCACAGCCGGUGCUAUGGGGGUAUCACUGACGAGGGCAGCUCAGUGGACCACGGCCAGCUCUGGUACUGGCAAACUUGAGUUCACGCCAAUGAAUGAGUCCUUGUUGAAAGAAAUCCUGAGCUUUGUGGAGCAGUUCAGCUCCCGACACCCACAGGAGGCAGAGCAUGUGUUUGAGGAGCCUCUCCAGUGGAGUACCACUUUAGUGGCAUCUGAUUUCAAAACAGACUAUGACAUCAGUGACUCAGAUGUACAGUCCCAUGAGACAGACAGCAAAGGGCUUCCAUUGUUGCAGCUCUCCCCUCCUACUGUUAAUGUGCGCAGCUUCAGCCAGCUCUCCAAACUACUUCAUCUGGCAGAUGAUAAGAAACUGGAAGAGGUUCAAGCAUGUCUAGAAGAAAAUAGAGACCCUGUCGUUAAGAUUCUUGGUUCCAGCGUUGCCAGCAUCCCGGAGAAAGAAAAUGCCAAAACUGAUGUACUAAGUCCGGUAGACAAAGUGAAAGAGGAAGAUCAAGGCGAGGACUCGGAGGUCAAGGUCAAGCUGUUCCUCUUGCUCCAAGAUUUCGAUAACGAGCUCCUCAGCAAGUGCCUCGAAGACAUGGCCGGACAAGUCAGGCUUGACCCCACCGCAGUGAAGGAUGAAGUGGAGUCGUUGAAACAGUUCUGCAGUGAAGGGGAAAAGAGGGUGUUGAAGUUGAUUCGAUACACAUCAGAUUAUAUAUUUUCAAAUGGCUGCCGUGCCCCUCCAUGGAGACAGGUGCAUGGGGAGAUUUGUUACCUAGUGAUUGAGCCGUGUGACACCGAGGCCCUCUGCAUCACCUGCAGCACGGCUGGAGUUUUUCUCAAUGAGGGCAUUAAACAGGAGGGGGAGGAAAGUGGCUAUGAGCGAACAAGUGAUAUGUACAAAGACCUGAGAACUCUUCUGAAGAACAGAUCUCCACAUUUUGCUGAGAACACAAACAAGCAGGAUUUUGCAGCUCAAGAACUUCCAUCAACACAAAAGGUCCAGCAUGUGGAACCGGUUGAUGUGGAGGAACAAGGCCAACCCCAGAGGUCUUACGAGCAACAGGAAAAGAAUGUGCAUGAGAAGCCGAGGCAGCAGCAUACGACGAACAAGGCAGGCGGCGAGAAGAAAUACGAACCAUGUCCGAGAUGGAAGAAUCUCGGUCUCAUGUCUCCGUGUGGUGAAGCAGAGGAAAAGAAAGCCAGUAAGAGCUCCGGAGAGGAGAAGUAUGGUGAAAUCCAGAAAAAAAAGCUGGGCAGAGCCAAGAGCAAGAUGAAAGCAGAAUUCUCUGUGUCCUCUUUACCUGGACGCCUGUCCUCCCAGAAAAUUAAGACCCCGGCAGGAUCCAUGCCAUUGGACGCUUUCAGUGAGAGUUCAUCUGAGAGUGAGGAGGAGGAGGAGCAGCCCGAGCGUCGUCCAGAGAGUAACACAGACCUGCCUUCUGAAUACUGGCAGAUCCAGAAACUGGUUAAGUAUCUCAAGGGAGGCAACCAGACGGCCACUGUGCUCACUCUGUGCGCCAUGAUGGACUUUAAUUUGAUGCAGGAGACGUGCCAACUGGCCAUCCGGGACGUAGGUGGCCUUGAAGUCCUCAUUAAGUUGCUGGAUACACAUGAAGUCAAAUGCAAAAUUGGAUCUCUCAAAAUCCUGAGAAAGAUAAGUCACAACGUGCAAAUCCGUCGAGCCAUUGUUGACAUGGGAGGCCUUCAGAGCAUUGUGAAGAUUCUGGACUCACCGGUGAAGGAGCUCAAGGCCUUAGCUGCCGAGACCGUCGCCAACGUGGCCAGGUUCCGCAGAGCAAGGAGAAGCGUCAGGCAGUAUGGCGGAAUCAAAAAACUGGUAAAGCUGCUGGGCUGUGUCCCUAAUUUAGCCAGCCUGACUGCAAACCAGGAGAAGGAUGUAGAAGUGGCUCGCUGUGGCACUCUGGCACUGUGGAGCUGCAGCAAGAGCACCAAGAACAAGGAGGCCAUCCGUAAGGCUGGGGGCAUCCCUCUGCUGGGACGCCUGCUCAAAUCUCCACAUGAGAACAUGCUCGUUCCUGUGGUGGGCACCUUGCAGGAGUGUGCAUCAGAGGAAAGCUACAGGAUCGCCAUUCAGAUUUUGGGCAUGAUCAAGGAUUUGGUUAAAAACCUGAGCAGUGACAACGACGAGCUACAAAUGCAUUGUGCCAGUGCAAUCUUCAAGUGUGCAGAGGACAAACAAACCCGUGACCUGGUGCGUGAGUACAAAGGGCUGCAGCCGCUGGUUUCACUGCUGCGCAAGGCGGACAACAAACAGCUGCUGGCCGCUGCCACUGGAGCCAUCUGGAAGUGUUCCAUCAGCAUGGAGAAUGUGGCUAAGUUUCAGGAGUACAAAGCCCUGGAGACCCUGGUUGGCCUGCUGACUGAUCAGCCUGAAGAAGUUCUGGUAAACGUGGUGGGAGCCCUGGGAGAAUUUGCCCGGAUACCUGCUAACAAGGCCACCAUCCGCAAGUGUGGAGGCAUCAAGUCACUAGUUAACCUGCUCACUGGAACAAACCAGGCGCUGCUUGUGAAUGUAACCAACGCAGUGGGUGCCUGUGCUACAGAUAUGGAUAACAUGGCAAUCAUUGACCAGCUUGAUGGAGUCCGCCUGGUGUGGUCCUUAUUGAAAAACCCCAGUGCAGAUGUUCAGUCCAGCGCUGCAUGGGCCCUUUGUCCAUGCAUUAAGAAUGCAAAGGAUGCAGGGGAAAUGGUGCGCUCCCUCGUCGGUGGAUUGGAACUGAUUGUUAAUUUGCUGAAGUCAACAAACAACGAGGUGCUGGCAAGCAUUUGCGCCGCCAUCGCCAAAAUAGCCAAAGACAAGGAGAACCUGGCAGUCCUUACCGAUCACGGGGUCGUCCCACUGCUGGCCAAGUUGUCUAACACAACUGAUGACAGGCUCCGUCGCCACCUGGCUGAUGCCAUUGGCCACUGCUGCAUGUGGGGCACCAACAGGGCAUCCUUCGGUGAUGCAGGGGCUGUGGCCCCCCUGGUGCGUUACCUCAAGUCAAAAGACAAGGCAGUCCACCAGAGCACAGUUAUGGCCCUGCACCAGCUGUCCAAGGACCCCAACAAUUGCAUCACCAUGCACAAGAAAGGGGUGGUCAAGCCGCUCAUCCACAUCAUGGGCUCUGAGGAUGAGACGCUCCAGGAGGCUGCUGCUGGCUGUGUGCGCAACAUUCGACUACUGGCGCUGGCUAAUAGGAAAGCCCUGUUAUUUAAUUGACAGUCAAUGAGCCCUGGAAAUUCAAACGGUACCGUAGAAGAAAUCUGCCUUCUGUCUUGUUGUACCUUAUCUUAGAGUUAGCUUCAAAUACAAUGUAUGAGAAAAGUGCAACAAAUAUAAGUACCACAGGUGUUUCUCAUAUGUCGUAUCAAAUGAUACGAGAAAGCUUUCAAAUAAAAAAGUUUUCUCUUGA
Messenger RNA from Cottoperca gobio, 3550 nucleotides. It is a transcript of the gene odad2, whose product is annotated as outer dynein arm docking complex subunit 2. Gene Ontology annotation, molecular function: protein binding. The record is from RefSeq and is a predicted model, not a curated record. Lineage: Eukaryota; Metazoa; Chordata; Actinopteri; Perciformes; Bovichtidae.